AUCGCUGAAGGCAGGUAAAAAUUCUUCCUCCGUUCUAUGAGCUAGUUGAAACUCCAUUAUCCCAUAUCCAUCCACCCUGCCCAUCUCGACCUCCGUCUCCGUCUUCCACCGCCACCGGGAACGCCAUUUUCCUAAUCUCUUAUUGCCUGCGAAUAACCGCUGAUCUCCCACUAUCACCAUGACAUCAUCCCAUCUAUUAUCACCACAUAUGACAGGGGAGGAGGAAUGGUGUGUUGUGACGGGGGGAAGGGGCUUUGCUGCCCGGCAUUUGGUGGAAAUGCUUAUCCGUUCCGGGAUGUUUUCAGUUCGAAUUGCCGACUUGGGCUCCUCUAUCAAGCUAGAACCGUACGAGGAGAAUGGAGCCCUAGGUGAAGCUCUUCGGUCAGGCCGUGCUCAGUACGUGUCUGCAGAUCUUCGAGACAAGGCGCAAGUACGCGAAGCAUUUCAGGGGUCUGAAGUUGUUUUUCACAUGGCUGCUCCGGAUUCAUCUAUUAAUAGCUACCAGCUCCAUCAUUCUGUCAAUGUAGAAGGAACGAAGAAUGUAAUUGAUGCAUGUAUCGAGGUAAAAGUAAAGAGACUUAUCUACACAAGCUCUCCUAGUGUGGUCUUUGAUGGGGUUCAUGGAAUAUUUAAUGGGGAUGAAUCCUUGCCUUAUCCGGCUAAGCAUAAUGAUUCAUAUUCUGCAACUAAAGCUGAAGGAGAGGCAUUAGUCAUCAAGUCAAAUGGUACUAAUGGCCUUUUAACAUGCUGCAUACGUCCUAGCAGCAUUUUUGGCCCUGGUGAUAGGUUGUUGGUGCCAUCUUUAGUUACUGCUGCAAGGGCUGGGAAAUCCAAGUUCAUAAUUGGUGAUGGCAAUAACAUGUAUGAUUUCACUUAUGUUGAAAAUGUGGCACAUGGCCACAUAUGUGCUGAGCGAGCAUUAGCAUCAGGAGGGGUUGUUGCAGAAAGAGCUGCAGGGCAGGCCUAUUUUUUAACUAAUAUGGAGCCGAUCAAAUUUUGGGUGUUUGUCUCGCUUAUUCUCGAGGGUCUUGGCUAUGAAAGGCCAAGGAUAAAGAUUCCUGCUUUUGUCAUGAUGCCGAUUGCACAUGUAGUGGAAUGGACCUAUAAGAUGUUAGCUACAUAUGGGAUGAAGGUUCCGCAACUGACUCCUUCAAGAAUUAGACUCCUCUCCUGCAGUAGGACUUUUAAUUGUUCAAAAGCAAAAGAGCGUCUUGGCUACAUUCCCAUUGUACCACUUGAGGAUGGUUUAAAGAAGACAAUUGAGUCGUACUCACAUCUGAGGGCUGAAAUUAGGCCCAAAAAGGAUGGGCCAUCUAAAGCUUAUAUAUAUUUAGGAAGCGGAAGGGUUGCUGAUAUGCUUCUCUGGAAGGAUAAAAGGCAGACACUUGCCAUGGUUCUAGUAUUGAUUGCAUUUUACUACAGCUUCAUUGCAUCCAGAUAUACAGUUGUUGCUGGAAUUUCUAAGCUUUUGUUGGUUGCGGCAAUAUUCCUGUUCAUCCAUGGCAAUUUACCUGAGAAAAUUUUGGGAUAUACAGUUGAGAAAAUUCCUUCGUCAAAUUUCCACUUCUCAGAGGAGAUGUCAGGCCAAGUUGCUACCUCGGUUGCCUCAUCAUGGAACACUACAGUUCACAUUCUUAAAACCAUUUGCAGAGGGGAUGAUUGGAUGCUGUUCCUCAAGGUUGUUUUCACUCUAUUGGUUAUCAGCUUCAUUGGAGCUAUUUCACUUGAGAGCUUAUUUUGUAAAGGACUUCCUAUUGCUUUUGUAGCUUUCUAUGUGUAUGAGAAAAAUGAGGAAGCAAUUGAUGGCCUGUUUUCGGAAGCUGGCUCUCUUGGAUGCAAAUUUAAGUCUGAACUUGCCAGAAAAUUACACUUCUCCAAAAAAGAUUCAUGAAUGCCCAGCAAUCCAGUUUUUCAUCGGUGCCCAUAUCCAGUUUGUUUUGUAUCAUUAUGAUGAUGUUGCUGUGUAGAGUUAUAAGCUAUUCAAAUUGUUUAAGCAUCGAGCUACACCUUUCACUGUUCUUUGUUUAUAUCUCUUCCAGUUUUUGUAACAAAUGUACUAAAUAUCAAAUUCCUAGUCGAUUUUUUUAUUUAUGGGAAAGCAAACCCUAGCUUAUUUGGAUUGAUUGA
Malania oleifera is the source of this 2127-nucleotide messenger RNA. RefSeq names its product 3beta-hydroxysteroid-dehydrogenase/decarboxylase. Lineage: Eukaryota; Viridiplantae; Streptophyta; Magnoliopsida; Santalales; Ximeniaceae. The transcript has 13 exons. The record is from RefSeq and is a predicted model, not a curated record. The coding region runs from base 179 to 1891 and encodes 570 amino acids. Gene Ontology annotation, biological process: steroid biosynthetic process. Gene Ontology annotation, molecular function: 3-beta-hydroxy-Delta5-steroid dehydrogenase (NAD+) activity.